Stegostoma tigrinum is the source of this 2372-nucleotide messenger RNA. It is a transcript of the gene stxbp6, whose product is annotated as syntaxin binding protein 6 (amisyn). Gene Ontology annotation, cellular component: plasma membrane; exocyst. The transcript has 6 exons. Gene Ontology annotation, biological process: exocytosis; Golgi to plasma membrane transport. Bases 426 to 1061 code for a protein of 211 amino acids. Lineage: Eukaryota; Metazoa; Chordata; Chondrichthyes; Orectolobiformes; Stegostomatidae. Gene Ontology annotation, molecular function: phosphatidylinositol-4,5-bisphosphate binding. The record is from RefSeq and is a predicted model, not a curated record.
GCAGUGAGGUGGUAACUGACGGACGGGUGGUGUUGGAGGAGGGCGGCGUUGAGCCGGGGAAUGUGCAGCGAGGGACCGGGUGGGCGGCGGCGGCAGCAACAACAGCAACGGCAGCUCCAGUUCGGAAUCGGUGGCAGCCCAGAGCAGCCCAGCUUCCCGGAGCGGACGAGGGCUGCCGGAGUCGGUGUCUGGGCGGGAAGGGCAAGAGCGAGUUUUGAAGUUGUUUCCGAGGUGGCGGUUUGAUGUCGUGGCUCACCUGGUGAUGGUGUGAAGGGAGCGUUUCAGCAUCUUGGUUAAGGGAGGGAGGCUGUCCUGCCUUACCUGGCCCUGACCGGUCCACUCUCAUCACUCAGGCUAAGACUGACAAACUUCUGACCUGCUUGCAAACAACGGGUACAUAAAGCUGCCUUCUCUUCUCUCAAUCCAUGAUGAGUGCCAAAUUGGCUAUCAGUAAAGAAAUCUUUGCUCCACACGAUGAACGCAUGCUUGCAGCAGUCCAGGUCAAGCGAAGAACCAAAAAAAAGAUUCCAUUUCUUGCAACAGGAGGUCAGGGGGAGUAUAUGACCUACAUCUGCCUGUCAGUGACCAAUAAGAAACCAGCACUGGUGUCCAUUACCAAAGUCAAGCAGUUUGAAGGCUCGUCAUCUUUUGUGAGAAGGUCACAGUGGAUGCUUGAUCAGCUCCGACAAGUGAAUGGCAUCGAUCCCAACAGGGAUUGUCCUGAUUUUGAUCUAGUGUUUGAGAAUGCCUUUGACCAGUGGGUUGCAAGCACAGCCUCUGAGAAGUGCACUUUCUUUCAGGUCCUUCACAAUAUUUCUCAGCGAUAUCUUGCAGACAAGAAGCCAGAGUUCGUCAAUUGCCAGUCUAAAGUGUUGGGAGGAAAUAGUAUCUUGAAUUCAGCUGCAGACAGUGUUACUAGUGCAGUCCAGAAAGCCAGCCAAGCCUUGAAUGAACGGGGUGAAAGGUUAGGCCGAGCUGAGAAGCAGACUGCAGAAAUGAUGAACAGCUCCCAGCAAUUUGCUGAAACUGCGCACAAGCUUGCAAUGAAGCACAAAUGUUGAGCAGUUGCCAAACCAUUUGAGAGUUGUGUCCAGGGUGAUCUUCACGCAGAGUGACAGAAGUUUGUUAAUGUGCAUUUCCUUUAAUGGAAAGUUAAUUUCUUCAAACUUGAUGCUGCCAAUACAAGAAUAUAUUACAAUAUUUUUAAAAACUUAAUUAGCAAUGUUUAAUGAAAUACAAAACAGUCUCUUGAUCUUUUUUUCAGUAUCUUAGAUAUCAGGCUGUUCAUAGCCCUGAAUGAUUGUAACUGUAGGCUUUCAACUUAGACAGCUUUUAAUUAAUGUAGUAUUGUAUUACACAGUAGUGAUAGAAUUUCAGUAAUGAUUUUUUAAAACUUAUUUAAAUCUUGAUAAACUGUACCGUGGCAGAAAAUCUUUGUUAUAGGAAUUGGACUUUUCAAACUAUAAUGUCACUCGAACUGUGACUGAGCAAUAUGUUAUGUCUAUUUUUAAUGACGUGACUCCUAAUUUUAAAACAAUCCAGUCAUUGUCCAAUUACUGUGAACUGUACACUGAGGCACUCGUUCUGGCUCAUGAGGAAAACUAGGAUGUUGCAGAGCUACAAACGCAAUGUAGGAAACUCAGUUUUUCAACCUGUGUGGCAAUUAGCACGAGUACAUUAUUGAAUAGCAUAAUGAAAAAUAAUUUGGGUAAAUGUUUCAUAUUGAAUUUUUUCUGUAAAAUGUCACAAACUUACGUAGAUUAUGAUAAGAGUGUCACAUUUAGCCACUGGUGUUUUGUAACAGUAAAACACUGCAGGUAGACUGCUAGUACAACUCCUUUAAAAACCAAAAGGCACUCCUGACAGUUGAUAACUGUUGUUAAUUCUGACUACAGCAGAAUGUGUUCUGCAAAGUUCUGUGCCUGUCUGUUCAGUGGGUGGGUAAUUGCUCUGUUCUACUGUUUCCAACCUUGGAUAUCAUUAAAACAUUUCAAUUGUGCAAUAUGUCUUUUUGUAUAAAGUUAUGUUGUACUGUAACAGCUAAAAUACUUAACAUGUUUGAUCUAAUAGAGUUUUCAAAAGAUUAACCUUGAAAUAAAUCCCUUGAAACAUGCCUAGGGAGCUUGCUUUUUUUUUGCAGGCAAUUUUGGAAAACCAAGUUCAUCUGCAAUCUCAUGCACAAUGCUAGUCCCUGAUUUCCUGUUAAGUUUAUUGUAAUUGUCAGAUUUCUGUAUUUUUAUGCACUGGAAAUUGCACAUCCUGGAAUAGUGUAGAACAAUCUGGCUUGGGUCCCACGUGAUUGUGUCUACCUUAGAAUUAAAUUUCAAUCAUCGAAUAUGUCACCAGAACAUCUACAGCAGUGUAUCCUCCCC